This is a messenger RNA of Pelagomonas calceolata, 2768 nucleotides long. The record is from the annotation of a GenBank genome assembly. NCBI's taxonomy places the organism in Eukaryota, Pelagophyceae, Pelagomonadales, Pelagomonadaceae.
AAAAAACGCUCGUCUCGGCUGUGUGCCGCGGGCGCCGAGCCCGCAAGGAGGCUAGGAUAGAAAAAAUGAUUUUUAGAAAAAAUUCAACAAUAUGGGCAACACCACACGGGGUAGGCUGUUGCUUUCUGGCGUUCUGCGCGUGUACGCAGCUCCUAGCCAAGCCGCGCGCGCACAGGCGCGUGGCCCGCGUCCUACAGCCAAGGUCGCCUGCUUGCGAAAUUUUUAGCCGCGCGCGUCCGCGGACGGCGCUGUUUGCGCUAUCAGACUGUUGCUCCUCUGAGCCGCGGCCAUACACGAGAGAGGCAGGAGAGAGAGGCCCAGAUCACGAACCUACCACGCCCGCAGGUCGCGCGCCGCCGUCGUGGGCCGCGUCGCCCUCUCGACAAGCAUAUACCAAGACGCGCGCGGACCCGUAAAAAAUGGGCGCCAUUCAGGGCAAGUUGGUGAAGGUCAGCAUACCUGUGUUGAAAUAGAUUUUCGACGUCGACGACGUGAUGAUGACGUCCCGCGCAGGUGCCUACUCCCAAGGAGGUAAAAUCGGAACUCGAAGGCAAGUUCAUCGACGUCGUUCGUUCGCCGUGGCACAAGAAGCGCUACAAGGUCCUGGGCUACGACUCAGACACCGACCUGUACACGUGCGCCCCGACGAAAGUAGAAGGCCCGCUCGAGCACAUCAAACUGAAGGCCGAGAACAUCACGGUCUAUGUGGAUGUGAUCCCGGUGGAGGAGUCCUCCGAGUCCGAGGGCGAUCCCAUGUCCGAGGACGAGGAGGACGACGACGACGACGAGGAGGAGGAGGAGGUGUCUGCGCCGUUCACGGCGGAGGACGUCCGAAUGAUGAAACAGCCUGAAUUGCGGGCGCACUGUGUUACUUACGACCUCAAACGGGACACAGUGCCCAAGAUGAAGGAAGCGCUGAUGAACAAAUUUGGACUCAAAGGGUCCAACCUCUCCGAUCAUCAGCAGAAGGUCGAGGAAAAAAGAAAAGCCACGGCUGCCUUCUUCCAAUUACCAAUUGUCGUGGCCAUCAUCUCUACAAUUAGCAAUUUCAAUCCCAAGAACCCACGCCAUGCGGAACUCUUCAUGAAGGAGUACCGCAAGAAGGAGGGUAAAGGUACGGCUCGGAGCAGAAAAUAAACUUGAACGUGAUGCGGUCGCCGCGACGCGUCGACGCGGUCUUUGGAGCGUCUGCACGCGUCGUGAGACGCGGUCGUCGCGACGGCCUUCGACGUGGCCGCCGUGAUGCCGUCGAGCGGGUCGCGAGAAUAUUGUGAUUCGUGAGACGCGGUCGUCGAGACGCGUCGGCGCGGUCGCGAGAGCGCCCACGCACGUCGCGAGAGCUCCGGCAACGCUUCUUCCGCGCGCAGGUCCUGCCGAGUACGUGGACCCCGUGUCCAUCAACGGCCAGUUGUGGAACGUUCGCUUCCAUAGUAGAGAUAGGAAUCUGAUUCUAGAGCGGGCCAAGGAGCGGCGCGAGGACAUGUCGCCCGAGAAGCGCCAGGCGAAAAGAGACGCCGUCAACAACUAUCAUGAAAGGGUCACGAAACCGAAGCGGGCCGCCGAGGGCAAGCCUUUACGCAACGACGGUGCUAGUGGUGGAAACAAGGCCUCCCAAGCUUUGAAGUGGCCGUUCCUUAUCUACCUUACUGCCAUGUGCCAGGCAGGCCAGCAUGCCAAAGCCUACGACCAUUUGUGGGCCGUCUUCACUCAGGGCGGCCCGUCUACUUUUGAUCCAAAGGACCCCGCUCGCUGUGGCUCGCGCAACACGCGGGUCGCGGGCUGGGUGAUGCAGCUCGUGGCGGCCUUUACUCAGAACUUGGCUUUAAGUGUUAUUGACGGAGAAGGCCCUUCUUUUGGCUUGAUUGCUCUUUACUAUGAGAUUGGUAUGUGCUUUGGUCCCGCCCGGGCCUGCUACGACCAGCUCUUCACUAAGCUUUUGUCGUCGCGGGGUCUUCCGAAGUUUUGUCGCUUCGACAAUGGCAAGACGCGCAAGUACCGCACUCCCCUAGCAGACAAUCGCGCCGACGAACUCCAGAAGUUCUUAGAUGAAUUAGAGGCCUACCUCAAGCAGAAGGGCGGCUCCAUCCUGGGCUACUGGGGCGGUGGAGAGAAACAUUUUCUGGACGCUCAUCUUGAUGACGCUCAGUCUUUUACUGUUAUGAAUCUUCUGGAAGCGAUCCGCUACAUGCUCGACCUCGAACUAAAUGGCGCCGUCCCGCGGGGCCACCCCCUAUUUAAUUGCCGCGACGGCGUCUGCCUUUCUACCGAAUGCAUUGGACCCGUGUUCUGCGGCCACAUCAAGCAGACCCCGACUUUCAAGGCGCACCACGGAGGCUAUGACUCCGUCGUGACGCGCGAAUUUGUUAUUGGCCUUUGUGCGGCGGCUGAACGCGCGCGCCUCGGAAAGGCGGACCUCACGUGGAACGGCAAGGUGUUAGAUGUGGCGGCGGUGCGCGCGGGCUGGACGGCGGGCGAGGACACGGGCUACAAGCGGGAGGGUGAGCGCAAGAAGCGGGCCCGCCGCGGCAAGUGAGCAUCACGGCCCUUCGUUUCUUAAUUCGCCGAGCACACGUUGUCAUUACAUCAUUUGAAGCUCUUACAUAUAUAUCAUCCGCGACGUGCGCUUCACGUCGUCGCGACGGCACAAAUAGUAAAGUGCCAGCAGCCCAGCCGUUCGUGCUGCCGCUCAUAGCUGCCGCGUCGGGCCUUCGUCGUUGGCGCUGAGCAUUACAUAGAGCGGAGGAUGCCGCGUAACAUCUAUAUUAUAC